Molecule: messenger RNA, 1767 nt
Organism: Helianthus annuus (common sunflower)
Lineage: Eukaryota; Viridiplantae; Streptophyta; Magnoliopsida; Asterales; Asteraceae
Product: pollen-specific leucine-rich repeat extensin-like protein 1
Exons: 4
Coding region: 1-1767 (588 amino acids)
Source: RefSeq, a predicted model, not a curated record
AUGGCUCUGGGCUUUCAAUGCCCCUCUUGGAAUACCAAGGCCUGGGAAGCGAAAUUGAGAGAUCUUGGGGGAAAUCCUGUGGAGCUUCCUACCAAAUCCGCUGUGGAAGAACCUGCUAAGGUGCCUGAUGCUAGUGCUUCAAAGGAUGCCGGUGGCGAUGCUGGGACACAUGCCGGAGAGAAUGCUGGUGGAGAGGAUGUUGCUGAUGAUGCUGAGAGGAAUGCUGAGGAGGAUGCUGGUGGAGAUGUCGUGGUGAAGGAGGGAGCUUACGUCAUGCCUUCAUCCGGUACUGGAGAGUCGGACACCACAGACCCCAUGCCUAUAGUAUCAGACGACAUAGUCUCAUCAGAGCACGAGGUGUAUACCUCAGAUACUACCAGCAUGGACGAUCAUGAUUUCCAGCCAUUUGCGCUGCCCGAUGUCGUUGCUGAGCCCGCUGAUGGCCCUAUCGCUGGGGACUUGCCACUCGUGGUGAUCCCUGCCCCUGUGCCCCUUGCCACUUACCCUAUUGUUGACAUGCCCCUCGACGUAGUCGCUGACGACGACGUCGACUUGUUUGAGGAGGAUGACCUUGAGGGCGAGGCCCACAUUGCUGCUGGUGAUCUCCUACUUCUUGCUGAUGCUCCUGCUGAGGAGGCACCCGAUCAUUCACCAGGAGUGCAGCACCAUUCGCAUGACACAGACCCUGCACCUGCCCCUAGUUUUGUGUUCGAUCAUGAUAUUGAUGAUGAUUCAGAUCCUGUUUUCCCUCCUAGUUUUGACCCAGACCAUGAUAUUGAGUUUGUACACUUAGACCAGCCCAUGGAGGAUCCCGUAGCCCCUGUCGAUCCUGUGUUUGCUGAUCCCGCUGAUUUCGAGAUGGAGUUUAUUGAUCCGGAGCCUGCUACGGCCCCUGAGCCAGUUGUUGCUCCUGAGCCCGCAUUCGAGCAUGACCCUAUUCAUGUUGAUGUACCCGUUGUUGCUCCUUUGGUUAAUGAUGUACCUGUUGAUGAUGCACCCGUUUUCGCACCACCCAUUGUGGGCCUACCUAUUGAAGCUCCACCGUUGGUGGAUGAUCAUGCUGCUAUUGCUCAUAUUGAUGCUCCUCAUGUUGCUGAUAUUCCUGCUAAUCCUGUUGUUGCCCCUCUUCCUGACCCAGUGCAUGUGCAGUUCGAUCAUGCACCUUUUACGACCCAUGUUGAUCCUCGAUAUGCGCACACCCGAAAUGGGUGGAUAGACGAUGAUGAUUACUCGCCUUUCGUGGUACCUGUUACACCUGCUUCAGCACCUGCUUCAGUUCCUAUUGAUGCACCUUUGUUUCCCACACACGUCACUGAUGCGCAUCGCGCAGACCUUCCGGUUACAUUUCUCCAGGACAUCCCUCCACCACGUCCUGGAGAAGGUUCAUCUCGUCAGCCGUUUGGUCAUGUACCUUUCAUGUUAGGAGGAGAUCAGUUUGUACCUCCGAUUUCUCAUCAUACUUUUGUUCCCCCUGUUGCAUCAUCUGCUAUACCAUCCUACGCUCCAUCUAGUGAGCCGUUCCUCUGGACUUCGCCACCCAUCAUGCCACCAUCUGAUCCUUAUCAUCCUUAUCACAUGGGUUAUUCUACAGAGGAUAUUCUCAGAUCUUUCAUGAUACAGCAGGAGGCGCUGACUCGCCGCGUGCAGGAGCUGGAGAGAGUUCAGCGACCACCGUGCCAGUGCCCUACUCACCCUGCGGUGGAAACCAGUGGGAAUAUCUCCCAAAACAACGGCAAUAACAAUCUGCCUCAUGGUAAUAUUAAGUAA